Molecule: messenger RNA, 1104 nt
Organism: Lachancea thermotolerans CBS 6340
Lineage: Eukaryota; Fungi; Ascomycota; Saccharomycetes; Saccharomycetales; Saccharomycetaceae
Gene: PFA5
Product: palmitoyltransferase PFA5
Exons: 1
Coding region: 1-1104 (367 amino acids)
Biological process (GO): peptidyl-L-cysteine S-palmitoylation; protein targeting to membrane
Cellular component (GO): Golgi apparatus; endoplasmic reticulum
Molecular function (GO): protein-cysteine S-palmitoyltransferase activity
Source: RefSeq, a predicted model, not a curated record
AUGGGGUUUCUAUCUACGGGCUCAGUCAGGCUGGAGGAGCACUUAUGGUUCAGAUGCAUUACUCCCGUCGUUGUUUUAGGGCUAUUGACGAAUGCCACAUGGUCGUUUUGUCAUCAGCUAUGUUAUAAUGCCAUCUACCGCAAGUUUGGCCAGCGUUCUGUGGCAAUUGGCCUAAUGGUGGGUGAAGUUGUUUUGGUGCUAAUAUUGAUUGGCAUCUGGUUUCAGAUGGUCUUGAUAGGCCCCGGCAAGCAGCCAAAGCUAUUACCUUUCAAAAUCAUGCCUGAAGAUGAAAGUGACACAGACAGCGAGGCAAAAGAAAGUUCACAAGGUACGCAAAUGUCGACCAACCCACCCCGUAUCUAUCAAUGUGAUCCACAGGGCUAUCCAAUAUGGUGCACCGCCUGCCAAAGUAUCAAAGCGAAUCGCACGCAUCAUUCAUCGACAUUGGGCUACUGUAUUCCGAGAUUUGACCAUUAUUGCGUCUGGAUAGGUACAGUGGUUGGGAGGAAAAACUACCGUCUAUUUGUUCAGUUUGCUUUCUACUUCUGGGCGUUCGCCAUAUUCGUGAUAGUUUCCACGGCGAGCUUUUUACCCAAGAUAAUAAGAUCACAGCCUCACGUACCCCGCGUAAACCCGAAUAUACUUAUCAUGAUGGGGCUAUGCGGAAUGGCCACUUUAAUGGUUGGCCCUCUCUUUUUGGCGCACACUUAUUACAUGAUGGUUAAUCGCACCUCUUUGGAGAUCAUUGCUACAAAACGUCGGUCAAGGGCCACAAAUACAUGGCUCUGUUACUACAACGCUGUGGACGGGAUUCGCUACGUGUUUGAGUUCAAGGCGCUGGAAGCUCAGGACUUUUGGAACAAGCGGAACAUCUGGACUAAUCUCAAGGAGUUUUUGGGAGACAACUAUUUGAUGUGGUUUAUACCGUUCGGAACUAAUAUUAAAUACUCUCAUCCCCACUCUUCAGACGUUGCCGAGGUUCUAGGCCCAUACCAGGAAAAAUGCGGAGAACGCUUGCGGGAUGAACUCCAGCAUAGGAUCGAAGCUGGUAAUUAUGUAGCUGCUUUCAAAGCAUUCGGAGAUAGAAGUAUGGGUGAAAACUAA